This is a messenger RNA of Episyrphus balteatus (marmalade hoverfly), 1156 nucleotides long. Its product is annotated as phospholipase A1 member A-like. Lineage: Eukaryota; Metazoa; Arthropoda; Insecta; Diptera; Syrphidae. Gene Ontology annotation, molecular function: lipase activity. The coding region runs from base 156 to 1127 and encodes 323 amino acids. The transcript is spliced from 7 exons. The record is from RefSeq and is a predicted model, not a curated record.
UAAGAUAGGUGGUGUUUCGCAUAAAAUGUUUACAAUUAUUAAUAAAACUCAGGGUUUUAUUUAAUUUAAUAAAAAAAAAACUGAAAACAUCUAUUCCAUAGAGAUCUUUGCUAGUGUAAAAAAGGUUAUGGACUUGAAUAAAUUAUUUUUUAACCAUGUCUUUCCAGAAGCUUCCAUUAAUCUAUGUUUUCCAUAUUCUCUUGGCUUGUAUCCUUUUGGAAACUAAAUUUGCCAUGGCUGAUGAUGCUGAUGUUAAUUUGGUGACAGUUUUGUUUUGUUAUGGACCCAAAUUCAGUGAUCAUGCAGAGUAUAAUUUAAGCGAUGCAGCUUCUCUUCUUAAACAUCCGAAAUUCAUCCAUAAUCAAACUCAUUUGUAUAUAUCUGGAUACAAAAGUUUUAAAGGACAUCCUUCAACAAAAUUAAUGGCUGCAUCGUACUUAAAGAGAAACACAACAAAUUUCUUGGAUCUUAAAUGGGAGAAACUAGUUAAUGGAGAUUAUAUUUCAUCUCAACAAAAUGUCUUAAAGUAUUCUCCAAUAGUUGCUGAUUUUAUAAUCGAGCUAUUCAAAUUGGGACUUCCAGAAGAUUCAUUUAGCAUGUCUGGGUCCUCAAUGGGGGCUUGUGCUAUUGGUGUAAUUGCUCGAGAUUUAAUUGAAAGAAGUAAUGGAACCAUGCAAAUUGAACGAAUUUCACUAUUAGAUCCAUCCAAUGAGGCAGCUCAUGAUGAAUUUAUUUUACCAGAAAUUGAAAAAUCUUUUGCUAAAUUUAUUGAUGUAAUUCAUUCUGAUGCUGGUGGUAUUGGAACAACAAAGGCCAUUGGACAUGCAAAUUUUUGGCUUAAUAACGGAACUAGAUUUCAACCAGAAUGUCCAUCUGAUGACCCUAAAUAUUACAAAUGCAGUCAUAGAAAAGCAACCGUAAUUUGGGCUGAAAGUGUGGCCAAUGGGAAAUUGAAACCAAUCUUGGCAUAUCCUUCAGGAAGUUAUGAUGAAUUGUUGAAAAAUGGUGCUGAGAAAUAUAAGGAUUUAGCUGUUGCAAUUGGAAUAGAUUGUCCCUCAAGUGCUACAGGAAAUUACUAUUUGCAGCACCAAACAACAUUUGGUAAUUUUUAUGCUCUUUUUAAAUAAAUAAGAAGUCUUAUUAUUACGAACUUAAU